AUGUCAUCAAAAGCAGCCGUCCCGUUCUCCAGAGACUCCUUGGAGCAAGUGCUCAAAAGACGCUUCUUUUUCGCCCCAGCGUUCGAAAUCUACGGCGGUGUUUCUGGUUUAUAUGACUACGGUCCUCCAGGAUGUGCUUUCCAGGCCAACAUCGUCGACACGUGGAGAAAACACUUUAUUUUGGAAGAGGACAUGUUGGAGGUCGACACGACCAUGUUGACUCCUUACGAGGUGUUGAAAACAUCUGGCCAUGUGGACAAGUUCUCUGACUGGAUGUGUAGAGACUUGAAGACAGGUGAGAUCUUCAGAGCUGACCAUUUGGUGGAGGAAGUGUUGGAGGCCCGUUUGAAGGGUGACAAGGCUGCACGUGGUCAGAAGGUCGAGGAAGAAGAGGAGGACGAUAAGAAGAAGAGAAAGAGAAAGGUGAAGGAGAUCAAGAACGUCAAGUUGGACGAUGAGCUUGUGGCUGAGUACGAGAGUGUGUUGAACCAGAUUGACGGCUACUCUGGCGAAGAUUUGGGUGCGUUGAUUAAAAAGUACAACAUCAACAACCCAGCUACCGGUGGUCCAUUGGAGCCUCCAGUGGAGUUCAACUUGAUGUUUGAGACAGCCAUUGGACCUUCUGGCCAAUUGAAGGGUUACUUGAGACCUGAAACUGCGCAGGGCCAGUUUUUGAACUUUGCCAAGUUGUUGGAGUUUAACAAUGAAAAGAUGCCAUUUGCUUCUGCUUCCAUUGGUAAGUCUUUCCGUAACGAGAUCUCGCCUCGUGCUGGUUUGUUGAGAGUGAGAGAGUUCUUGAUGGCUGAAAUCGAGCACUUUGUGGAUCCAGAAGAUAAGAGCCACCCACGUUUUGCUGAAAUCAAGGACUUGAAGUUGAAGUUCUUGCCUACAGCUGUCCAAGAAGCUGGUUCGAACGAAUUGGUUGAAAAGACCAUUGGCGAGGCUGUUUCGUCCAAGAUGGUUGAUAACGAAACCUUGGGUUACUUUAUGGCCAGAAUCUACCAGUUUUUGCUUAAAAUCGGUGUGGACCCAAACAGAUGCAGAUUCAGACAACACUUGCUGAACGAAAUGGCCCACUACGCUUCUGACUGUUGGGAUGCUGAAUUAGAGACCUCUUACGGUUGGGUUGAGUGUGUGGGUUGUGCCGACAGAUCAGCGUACGAUUUAUCUGUUCACUCUGCCAGAACCAACGAGAAGCUUGUGGUUAGAAAGCCUUUGGACGAGCCAAGAAAGGUGAACGACUUUGAGGUUGACAUUGACAAGAAGAAGUUUGGUCCUAAGUUUAGAAAAGACGCUGGUCCAGUGACGAAGUUCUUGACUGAGAGAACUCAGUGUGAAUUGGAAGACUUGGCCAAGGAGUUGGCUGACACUGGCAAGAUCGUCACCAAGGUUCCAGGCGUCGAAGGGGAAGUGGAAGUUCCAAGCGAACUCAUCAAGAUUGAAAGAGUCGAGAGAACAGAGCACGUUCGUGAGUUCACGCCAAACGUCAUUGAACCUUCUUUUGGUCUUGGACGUAUCAUCUAUUCCGUUUUCGAGCACAGUUUCUGGGCCAGACCAGAAGACUCGUCCAGAUCCGUCUUGUCGUUGCCUCCAUUGGUUGCCCCAACCAAGGUUUUGGUGGUUCCAUUGUCUUCCCACUCCGACUUGACUCCAUUCGUUUCCAAGAUCACCAACGCCUUGAGAAAAGCACAGCUUCCUUUCAAGGUCGACGACUCCUCGGCCACCAUCGGUAAGAGAUACUCUAGAAACGACGAGUUGGGUACUCCUUUCGGUAUCACCAUCGAUUUCGAUACUGUCAAGGACAACUCUGUCACUUUGAGAGAGAGAGACUCCACCAAGCAGGUGAGAGGCACUCUUGAUGACAUUGUCAACGCCGUCAAGACCAUCACCUACGACGGUGUCUCUUGGACCAAGGGUACUGCCCACCUUACUCCCUUCGAGACCCAGUCUGAAGAGAAAUAA
Molecule: messenger RNA, 1962 nt
Organism: Candidozyma haemuli
Lineage: Eukaryota; Fungi; Ascomycota; Pichiomycetes; Serinales; Metschnikowiaceae
Gene: GRS1
Product: glycine--tRNA ligase
Exons: 1
Coding region: 1-1962 (653 amino acids)
Biological process (GO): mitochondrial glycyl-tRNA aminoacylation
Cellular component (GO): mitochondrion; cytoplasm
Molecular function (GO): glycine-tRNA ligase activity; ATP binding
Source: RefSeq, a predicted model, not a curated record